Molecule: messenger RNA, 2375 nt
Organism: Pieris brassicae (large cabbage white)
Lineage: Eukaryota; Metazoa; Arthropoda; Insecta; Lepidoptera; Pieridae
Exons: 5
Coding region: 688-2229 (513 amino acids)
Cellular component (GO): plasma membrane
Molecular function (GO): protein binding
Source: RefSeq, a predicted model, not a curated record
CAAUCAUUAUAAAUUAGUUGAAUUGACUGAGUAUAAACAAUAGGUAGGAUCAGUUAUAAAUAUGCCUUCGCUGGUUUUUGAUGAAAAGUUAACGUGAUGAUAAAAUUUCUGACCAAAAAGACAUUUCAAAUACUAAGUCUUGUAAAAAAGAUACGUUAGAGACCCGGUCUAAUAUGUUUUUAAUGUAAUUUAAGCCAAAGCCUAUGAAUUUAAAAGAUCGUAUUAUGUUUCGAUAAUUAAUGAUCGUAAUUGACACUGCCCUUGGUGCGAUCAAGUUAAGCCCUUACCCCAAAUAGCUUGUCGUUAUAGCGUUCUUAUUAUAAGUGCAAUUGAGGGUGGCAAUGAGGACAGAUGGUCAUUCAGUUGCAUACGUAAAAACAUAACGAUAAUACUCUUCAGUGAACACCUGUGUACCACACACUGCCAACCCCUUGUUACGUCUCUUUUUAACAUGGCUUAUGACACAAUAUUUGUCUCUUUUCAAACUUGUAUUACGGUACAUGCUCACUAGUCAGGGUGCUGGAGGCAAAGUUGUUUAGACGUUGUCACAGGCAACGGUAGUCCGAUACAUGGCAGUCCAGCUAUACAAUUAUAGUGCCUCAGUACUUACAUGCGUAAAGUCGUACUCUGAAUGCUAUAAGUACAUUGAAUAACAUAUAAUGUUACGGAGAUGACAUCUAUUAAUAUAUGAUCAUAAGUAAUAAUAUGACAUUAUCAAAUAGUAAUUCAAACCAAAACACAGUACAAACUGAUCGUGGAACAGAUGAUUAUUCUACAGAUUGGAAAACUCUCUACAAUUCACAACUUUGGACCAAUAGUGAAUUGAGAAGGCAGAUAAUAAAAACACCGUUUAUUGAAAACAGGGCAAUAUCCAAUUGUUACACUUGUACAGGAAAAAUAAGAAAUUACGAAAUAACAUCACCGUGCGUUGAUCCAAAUUUUUUGCCUCGAAACCAUUCAACUCCGAAAUGCAAUCAAAAUGUUAUUAAAAAUAUUGAACUUAGUUUACACGAACAUUUUGCUAUAAUUGAAGAAGAACACGAUGAUGCUCGGAACAUUCCUUCGAUUUCAAGACAGGUCGAUAGCAGCUUCCGCCAAAAAUAUACUUGUUCCACAUACAAUUCUGCGAAUAGUAAUUUAGAUAGGCGUAGGCUAAGAAAAAGCCUCAAAGGUCUCAGGUCUAUCCUUAAUUUUGCGUCAACUGAAAGUCUGACAGAGAAGAGGACUCAACUUAAAGCUUGCUCAAUAAGUGUAAUGAUUGUGGCUGUAGUCGUGAUAUGUUUGGUUUUAGUUAAUUUUUCUACUCCUAGUUUCAUACGUGCACAGAAUAAAACUAGCAUAACCGUAGUGCCAAGUGUAAAUGUGGAUGUGAAUGAAACGUCCUCAUCUAUUAUUGAUAUUCACUCAAACUCGACGACCUACAUUGAUGUCAUAGAAUCAACUACGGAUAAAUUACUAUCAACUACAGAAUUAAUUGUAAACGAAGCUAUAGUAAAAAUUCGUAAAAAUAUAAAAACCUAUCCGAAAAUAAAACCGAUAAGGGAAUUGCCAAAAGAAAUAAUUAAUAGGGAUUUGUCGCAGAAGUUUUGUGGGUGCCAAAGUAAUGAAGUGUGUAUGUUAGAGGAAGAAAGUGGGACAUCAAUAUGCAAAAUAGCGACUGACAUUCAAGACCCUACAGGUUGCGGUGGUCUCUGCGCUCUAGAAACUGAGGCAUGUCAACUAGUGGAUAAGAAACGCGGAAUACGAGUUUGUCGUCUUUUAACAUUGGAAACCUGCUCACCUCAAGAUUGGCGUUGCCGCAACGGAUUGUGCGUGUCAGCUGGGGCUCGUUGUGACGGCACCAUACAAUGCUAUGAUCGAUCUGAUGAAAAACAAUGCGAAUGUGAUUUAACGAAACAGUUUCGCUGUGGACAUUCUUUAUCUUGUUUUCCAAAUAAAAAACUUUGUGAUGGUGUCAUUGACUGUUGGGACGGUCUUGAUGAAGUCAACUGUACUAUGGAAUGUUCUGAUGAUCAAUUUCCAUGCAACAAUGGCCAGUGCAUUGUAUCAUCGCGAUUUUGUGAUGGUUUCGCCGAUUGUGCCGAUGGAAGUGACGAGCCCCAUGGUUGUGACGCGGCUUGUGGUGCUCAUGAAUUGAAAUGCGUUAAUCAACGCUGUGUCUCAUUGGAGUUACGAUGUAAUAAUCGUGACGAUUGUGGCGAUAAUACGGACGAAAUACAGUGCUCUUAAAGUAAUAUUAACUAUGAACUGCCUAAAUUGUUUGACAAAUUUCUAGUUAUGCACUUAUUGAUUCUACAACCCCACCUAGUGUAUUAUAAGAAUAUGAAUUGCAGUUUAAGGAUUUAUUUUUACACAUCACAUAAUAUAAAUUUUAA